UCUAUCUUGCCCAUUAGGAAGGCGUGUGAUCUUUUGUAUUCUCCAACCUCGAUACAUCGUCUUAUCUUUACUUUUCUUACUCCUUCAGACACCUAGUCCUGAAGGACAUUGAACAAGUAAGCUUCACGAGUGUAUCAAGAAAACUCUAAUCUUGAGAUUACGACAAUCAUGGGUGAAGCGCCAAUUACCCCACCAUCGUCAUCGUCACAACGUGCCCCACCUCCGCUACCUAGAACCAUAAGUCCAAGUAUCACACUCCAACCACCGCUUUCUAGACGCGGAAAAGGACCUGGACUGGUGCUUGUGUUGGAUCACUAUGCGGCGAGAGAAGCCAAGGACGGGUGUUUAGAUCCACCGCCACUACAGAAAUGGGCCGAGGAGGGGUUUGCAGUCGUGCAGCUGCUAGUCCCUGGCAAAGUUGAAGACGGUGGCGAAUUUCCUCUCCAAAAAGCCCUAGAAGCGUUGAAGAACUGCAAAGGAUGCGAAUUCAGCAAUGGUGUUGGACUGAUAUCAUACCUAUCAAGAACUCCAUAUUACGUUGAAGAAGCCGCCGGUAGCACUCCAGACAUCAAAGCUCUUGUCUCCUACGGUGGCGGAAAGUUCACCACCAUCGGCUCAACACCACUUCCACCCCAAUUGAUACACAUAGCGGGGCUGCCAGAUACUCGUCGUCGUGAAUCGUGUUCACUGGUCCCAGGACCAUCUUCAGAAGAUACGACACCACUCCCGGAGAACGUCAUCAAGUCUUACCGAUACGAAGAUGCAAAGAAAGAAUCCGGAUGGGUACUUCCAAGCGAUGAGGACUACCACAAGCGAAGCGCAGGCAUUGCGCACACGAGGAGUCUGACCUUUUUGAAGCCUUUGCUUGGUGGACCAUUCUUCGACCUGGAGGCUGUGUGGGAAGAGCAUACGAAAUUCGAGUUUGGGGAGAGAGAUGUUGCGAAAACAAUGGCUACAAUGGUGGACCAGCCGUAUGUCAAUCACAUACCGACCAUGACCGGAGGGGUGGGCCAAGAGCGACUCACAGCCUUUUACACUCACCACUUUGUUUUCAGCAACCCGCCCGAUACCGCCCUCUCUCUCGUCUCACGCACCGUAGGCAUCGACCGCGUGAUUGACGAAUUCAUCUUCACCCUCACACACACUAGAGAAGUUCCUUGGCUUCUACCCGGUAUCCCUCCUACCGGCAGGCCUCUCGCCAUUCCCUUCACCAGCGUCGUUGCCAUGCGCGGCGAUCGACUGUGUCACGAGCAUAUCAGCUGGGAUCAUGCGACGGCGCUCAAACAGUUGGGGCUAUUGCCGGAGUAUGUCCCUUUUCCAUUCGAGAUUGAGGGAGAGGCCAGGCCGGAGGGGAAGAGGUACGAGGUCAAGUUGCCGGUUGUGGGUAUGGAAGGGAGUAGGAAGUUGGUGGAUGAGAGUUGUGAGGAGAGCAAUGCUUUGAUGGGUGGUAGAUGGCGAGUGGUUGACGAUGUUUGAUGAGAAACUCUCAAGGGAUAGGGAUGGAUAAAGGCAUGUCUUGUGGCUCACAGGCUAUGCGCACCAUCUCCUAACGGUUGAUAUCGUUAUCAUCGGCCAUGUCUCAGUCACGCUGGACAUUCUGGAGGUGAUCAGCGCACUACGCGAAGCUGCGCACAAAGCGAUGGAUCGCAAGUCGUGGUUUCUUCGGAGAAAUGUAGAAGCAGUUGGCGUGGAGUGCGCAGAUCAAUGCUAUUCUCGGUGCCGCAACUAGUACUAGCGUCCAG
Molecule: messenger RNA, 1742 nt
Organism: Alternaria alternata
Lineage: Eukaryota; Fungi; Ascomycota; Dothideomycetes; Pleosporales; Pleosporaceae
Product: NTF2-like protein
Exons: 4
Coding region: 169-1476 (435 amino acids)
Biological process (GO): polyketide metabolic process
Source: RefSeq, a predicted model, not a curated record